Molecule: messenger RNA, 5027 nt
Organism: Anthonomus grandis grandis
Lineage: Eukaryota; Metazoa; Arthropoda; Insecta; Coleoptera; Curculionidae
Product: CLIP-associating protein 1-A
Exons: 24
Coding region: 233-4495 (1420 amino acids)
Biological process (GO): mitotic spindle assembly
Cellular component (GO): mitotic spindle; cytoplasmic microtubule; microtubule organizing center
Molecular function (GO): microtubule binding
Source: RefSeq, a predicted model, not a curated record
UCAAUAAAAGAGAAAAUAAAUGGCUGCUAUCCGACGAAUGUAAAAAUCUAUACGAAAAAUUGGCAAAAACACAAAAAAGGUUACUUAUUAGAAAACCUGAAUCAAGAAUUAAAUUCUAACAAGUACUCACCAAUAUUUAGUGUAGUAUGACAAUAUUAUGUGAGAAAUAGUGCUAGAUUUGAUAGGUGUGUUGUCAUCUGCAAUCCCACAUACAAUAAAAAGUUAAGUAGUCAUGGCUUAUACCUGUCCCCGGGACCUAGAUGGUUUUGCAGCUCACCUAAAUAAGCCAGAUACCAGGUUCAGAUUGCAGCUAGGACAAGAUUUGCUAGCAUUUCUAGCAGAACCUGCAAACCCUAUUACUUGCCAAGAUAUUGGUCAGUUUGUUGAUGCAUUAGUACCUUGGACACAUAACAGCAACUUUAAGGUUGCAAGUCUAGGUAUCGAAGUACUAACAUUCCUCGUAGAUAGGCUGGGUCAUGACUUCAGGCCAUAUUUACAAACUGUUUUACCCGCCAUAAUAGAUCGUCUAGGCGAUUCCAAAGAUACUGUUAGAGAAAAAGCUCAAUUACUUAUAUUAAAAUUGCUGGAGAGGAAUGUACUCAAGCCGCAGACAUUAUUUGAUAAAUUAGCUUCUUCGUUUACGCACAAAAACGCCAAGAUCAGGGAGGAGGUUCUUAGGUGUCUGGUCAACACUUUAAAUGAACAUGGAGCACAUUCUCUCACCUUAAGUAAAUUUAUACCGGAUAUAGUGAAAUUACUUUCCGAUCCGACUUCUUCAGUGAGGGAUACGGCUUUUAACACACUUGUGGACCUUUAUAAGCAUGUAGGAGAAAAAUUAAGGGUGGAUAUUGAGAAAAAAAAGUUAAUUCCUCCGGGAAGGUGGCCUGCUUUGGAGGCGCGCUUUGAUGAAGUGAAAAGAAACGGUGAACUGUUGCCCACCGCCUCGAAAACGAUAGAACCGUCGGCAGACGAAGUCGACAGAAUGUCGCGUGCACCUUUACCUCUCAAAAGGGCCACUUCUAGUGCCACAAGCAAAUCAAAAGGAACACCAGUGAAUCCGAAUACCGUUUUGCGGAGAGUUGAGUCGCUCAGAAAAUUCACCCUUCCCGCUGCAUCUGGUGCAGUGGAUGAAGACAUCUUUAUUUCGCAAUUCGAAAAUGUGCCGUCUGUAAAGAUUUUUUCGGCAAGAGAUGUCACAGACCUCUUCAAGUCGAUACACGAAAUCUUAUCAGAUCCCAGUAAGGACUGGAACAAGCGAGUAGAGGCGCUGAAGAAAAUACGGUCUUUAGUCAUUGCAGGAGCGUUAAACUACGAUGAGUUUUAUGUAGGUCUAAAAAAUCUGGAUAUAGCCUUACAGGGCUCGGUAAAAGACUUGCGUUCGCAAGUGGUACGUGAAGCGUGCAUCACCAUAGCAUAUUUAUCACAAGUUAUAGGCAAUAAAUUCGAUAAGAUUGCGGAACUUUUGUUGCAGCAGUUGAUUUUGCUUAUUCCAAACUCCGCUAAGAUUAUGGGAACUUCUGGUGAUUUAACUGUUAAAUUUAUUUUAAAAAACAUACACAGUCCCCGAUUGAUUCCAAUUAUUACCAGUAACAUAACUACCUCAAAAAGCAAGGAAGUUCGUAGAUCCUGUUGCGAGUUUGUAGAAAUAAUACUUAACCAUUGGCCGACGCAUCCAUUAGAAAAGCAUGUGGCCUUACUUCAGGAUUGCAUCAAGAAAGGUGUGGCAGAUGCCGAUCCUGAAGCUAGAGUUUCUUCCAGAAAAGCAUUCAGAGGCUUUAGGGACCACUUUCCAGAGCAGGCAGAUUUCUUGCUGCAGUCUUUGGAGCCCAGUUAUCGAAGAGCUUUGCAAGGCGAUGGCAUGUCUGCUAGUUCAUCUAAUAACAAUUUGAAUAGUUGUUUCAAGACGCCAAGACAGUACGGAAAAACUAUGACGGUGCAGAGUACUUCAGAUAGCAGCAAUAAAAAAGGUGGAUUUAGAAGCAACUCGGCGAUAGAUCUUCAGGCGGCACAACGGGCUAAAGCAAGAGCACAGUAUUCCGCUAUGGCGAGGAACAAAAUUCAAUCUGGCACCGCUAGUCUUCAGGGAGAGGUAUUUCAGUCAGCACGGCCAAAAAGGGCUCCAGAUACUUUCGCAACGGCCUCUCCUGAACGUAUGGGCCGAACAAGGAGCCGAAAUUCACAAUCACAACCUACAAGCAGAUCGGGAUCGCCCAGUUCCCGCCUGGCGUACUUGUAUAAUAGGUCAGCGGAACACGAAUCUCCACGGCCACGAAGAUUAUCUUCUGGUAUUCCUAGAUCUACUCAAGGUUCUAGAGACACUUCAAGAGAAACUAGUCCUAGUAGGGGAUCUAGCCUAUCUAGGUUUAGGCGAAGCACAGAUCGACCUCCGCUCAGUCCAGCUUCCAGACCGGUUUUGGCUCAGAAGAUAUUGCAGCAAAGCCGGGAAGCCGAGAGUGCUUUGGCAGACGCAUUUAUGGACUCGCCAGAGGGACCGUAUAGAAGCCCCAGGAAAACGAUGAGGUCCAUAGAUAAUCACUCGGACGAGUCUGAGACUUCCAGUAUUUGUUCCGAACGGUCUUACGAUUCGUUUAAAAGACCCAGUGACUCAUACUCGUGGAGUGGUUCCCAGCAAAGGUUAACGAGCAGGGAACUGUGGGAACCCUGUCGAGAUAUCAACGAGAUCUUGGCUCUUUGUGCUAGCACUACAUGGCAGGAACGUAAGGAUGGCCUACUGUCGCUACAGUAUUACCUCAGUACCGAGGUUAAACUGACAGAAGGCCAAUUGAAAUACCUCACCGAGAUUUUCACCAAGAUGUUCUCUGAUUCGCAUACACGAGGUAUGGGGGUAUUCCUCGAUACCCUUCAAGAGGUCAUCAAAGUCCACAAGGAUGAUCUUGAAUACUGGAUAUAUGUGCUUCUUCAAAGGGUCUUUUUGAAAAUCGGCGGUGAAACGUUAAAUUCGGCAGCUACAAAGCUAUUAAGCACUCUGGACUUACUUAAAAACAUUUUCCGCAUUGAAUUAUUGAUAACGAACGUGUAUCGGUUUAUAUUGGACGCAACCCAAACACCAAAUACAAAAUCAAAAACUAUUAUGUUAAAUUUUCUGACGUCAUUGUGUAGUCAUCCGGAUGCAGCGAAUGCGGUCGCAACGGCACCGAAUGCCUUGCAGGCGCUCAAGAAGAUUAUCGCUUUUACUCAGGAUGCCAAAUCGAUGGAGAUCAGGCAAGCGGCUAAAGUUUGUUUGGUCGCCAUUUGGAACUGUAACACUCCGGCUGUGACUCUAUUACUUACCGAGCUUCCUAAGGAACAACAAGAUAUAGCUUCCAAUAUCGUACAUAACCAUAUGAGGAAAACAUCUACAGGUAGCGAUCCCGGCAGCCCAAUUCAGGCUUCGAUGAGCCCAAAACCUUUGUCUCCCGGUUCUCCCCCGUUCAGUGACCAAGAUGAUGUUUAUAAGAGUCUCAGGAGAACGACUGCCGAAAUUCAGAACUAUAGUUUCGAAACCUUAGGUAAGUCAAGACCUAAACUGGACCGGGACAGAGAUACGACGUCACAAGACUCAGGCAUAUCACAAAUAUCAGCUGGGAGCGAUAUGAGAACUGACAUAGCAAAUAUUGAAGAGAAAAUGGAGGAUUUAUCAUUGAGACAUUUUCAUUUACGUUCGGGUCCGAGCUCGAUGCCUUAUAACAGUGUGAAUGGGAUUAGUGAGACUGAUUCUAAUGGGUGUAGAAGUUUAGGUGAUAUAAAAGACUCGAAAGCCAUUGUUAAAGAAGUGAUAGAAAAAUGCUGUAUAGACCACGUAACUCCACCUAAUGAAAAACGGAAUCUUCUAUCACAACUUCUUGAUAUAAUCAGGCAGGGUCACAUCGAGGCGGUCGUAGAACAUUUUAAAAAACUUUUAAGGAUAUGGAUAGAUCAUCUUUCAUCGCCGGACUUUCAGAGUCGACUGAUAGUGCUUAAGACGUUAGCCGCGAUUUUCCAGAAUCCGCACAUGCGAAGCAGCUGGGAGAGUUUCGUAGAACUGAUUAUUAUUCAAGUGCUAAAAGCCCACAGUGAUGAAAGACGAGAGGUAAUAAGGGAGGCAGAAGCGACGGCAGCAUCGAUGGUCGUAUGUCCGUUUGACACUAUAGUGUCAACUCUCGGCCCUCUAAUCAGAACUAGUCCAUAUCCGGAAGAUUUAGGUGCCAUUAAAAUGUUAACCAAGUUAGUUGAGGCAAAUCCAGAUGAAAUUACUGACAAGCAUUUGGAACACAUUAUGCCUGGGAUAAUAAAGAGUACGGACCAUAACGAAAGCCCAGUGCGCAAAAGCUCCAUUUUUUGUAUGGUGGCUUUAUAUAAAGCAGUGGGCGAGGAGCGAAUGGCCCCAUACACCGCCAGCCUGACCGGCAGUAAAAUCAAGCUGUUAAAAGUUUACAUCGACAAAAGCCGAAAUAAUAGUCUCAAUAACAGCGCAAAGAAUUCAAAUAACUCGACACUCAAGAACGAUGUGGCUUAGUGGUUGUUGUCUUUGAGGUAAAAAGGUCACUUCUCGAAUCUCCACCCCUUUUAUCCCCUUGAAUGUUUGUUGUAAACUCUGUGAAAUAUUACAAUUUUAAUUUAUGCUGAUUAAUUAACCUUUAUUGAUUCUGAAAACUAUUAUACCCCUAUUCUAUUUCUAAUUAAAAAAAUAAUUGCUCUAAAACGCCUCAAAGACAUAGAACUAACUAAUACCUUUAGUAAAUUAUUAUGAGGGUAGGUAGUUUAGGUAUGCUUGUGAUUUACAUUGUUUGUUAUAUUAUUUAAUCUUGUAGCUAUUAAGAAGAAAAUCUAAUUUAUAACUUGUUAUUACCGUCAUUUUAAUUCUUAUAUUGUUUCGUUUUAUUUAUGUAUAAGUUUAAUGUGCGCGCGCUGUAUAUAUUUGGAAAUAAUGAUGUAAGUAACAAUUUUCAAGCUUUACCUAACUGUAUUUAUAACUAUUCUACAUAUUAUAUUUUUUUCUUUUGUAAAUGCAAGUUUUUGAAAUCUUUAUCAAUAAAUGAUUAUUUAAA